AAAGUGCAAGAGUUUUUUUAGGUACUGUCAGGUAAGCAGAUCACAGAGCACAAAAAAGAAAAAAAAAUGAAUUGCCUGUAUGGCACAUGAAUUUAUGAUAAAUGUGUGAUGUUUUAAGUGCUUGUGGGGUAUUACUCUAUUUUCAUUAGUACAAAUAUUUAAUAGCCUCAUUUAGAAAAUAUAGAGAAAAGUUGUUGGUUCAUGCAUUCUGUUCUUAAAGGAGUUUCUCUACCCUUUUAAGUAUUUCUCAGAGUUCAUUUCAUUCAUAUAAGUUAUGCUUAACAUUACUUUAAAAGUAUAGGUAUGAAAAGAACUGGAAUGAAAAAUCUGUUGCUUUUACUUUUUUCCCCUUGGACCACAUUUUGUAACUAUUUUAAUAAUUUUCUGUCCUAGAAAUCGCUCAGUAAUUUCUUUGAAAAUGCAUAAAUUAUUAUUUAUGAGUGAGGAGCUUCCCUCAUGUUAUACGAGACACUGCCAGAUAAUAAAAAUUUAUGAUGUUUAGUGGAGGUGUUGUCCUGGAGAGGAGGACUGGUUACAGAAAGGACCAUAGAGGGAGACUUGUCCUUUCAGGAUCUCUCCAGUGUGAAUUCCAUUCUGGAUCAUAGAGGCUUUAGUAAGAGUCAGGGUAGUUACUUGAGAAUGCUAAGCAAAUAGAAAAUAAACAAUUUUUUCCAUAACUUUCAUUUUAUAGUUUGAUGAUUUGGUAAGUUUAGGCAAAUGAACAGGCAAGUAAAUAAACAAAUAUCCCCUUAGAGGUAAUUUUGGCUGAACAAAUACCUUAUGUUUUCAAUGCUCCAUCAUCUCUGCCAGUUUAGAGACGGUGGUGGGGAUGGAACAGGGCGAUAACUUUAGUCAGACACUAGCUAUAGAAAAUGGCUCACAACCACAGGUGGACAAUUUGUAUUUGGAUAACUAGGCAUAUACUUUAUGUCCUGAGUUUGGUUUGGUCAUUUAUAGUGAGUUUUACACACAGUCCUUUAGUGGAACAUUUAGGCCUGGUUCAAAAAUUAUCAGUGAAUUGCUGUCUAGUUCAGCUAAAACAUGUUUUUGUUUUAUGAUUAGUGAUCAGAAUGCCAUGUCAUCUAGUCGGGCACAGCAAAUGCAUGCCUUUUCCUGGAUUCGGAAUACCCUAGAGGAGCACCCUGAGACUUCACUGCCCAAACAGGAAGUCUAUGAUGAGUACAAUUGGAAGGAGCUGAACCUUCUGGGCAGCUUCAAAAUAUUGAUGAGGAAGUUAUCACUUCUGCUUGCCGUCUUGUGUGUGAAUGGGCCCAGAAAGUGUUAAGCCAGCCAUUUGACACGGUCUUGGAAUUAGCCCGCUUCCUUGUAAAAAGUCACUAUAUAGGCACCAAGUCGAUGGCAGCUCUAACUGUAAUGGCCGCAGCACCACCAGGAAUUAAAGGAAUUACCCAGCCUUCUGCUUUUAUACCUACAGCUGAAAGUAAUUCCUUUCAGCCUCAAGUGAAGACUCUGCCAUCUCCUAUUGACGCUAAACAGCAAUUGCAACGGAAAAUCCAAAAGAAACAACAAGAACAGAAACUACAAUCCCCUUUGCCAGGAGAAUCCUCAGCAAAAAAAUCAGAAGGCGCUACAACCAAUGGAGUGACUAGUCUUUCUAAUGGAAAUCCUGCAAUCCUCUCUCCUCAGCCUAUUGGUAUCGUUGUGGCAGCUGUCCCUAGUCCCAUUCCGGUCCAACGGACCAGGCAACUGGUAACUUCACCAAGUCCAAUGAGUUCUUCUGACGGCAAAGUUCUUCCCCUCAAUGUACAGGUGGUCACCCAGCACAUGCAGUCUGUGAAGCAGGCACCAAAGACUCCUCAGCACGUCCCAGCCAGUCCUGGGGGGGAUCGCUCUGCCCGGCACCGCUACCCUCAGAUAUUACCCAAACCAGCCAACACCAGUGCCCUCACCAUCCGCUCUCCAACUACUGUCCUCUUUACUAGUAGUCCCAUCAAAACCGCUGUUGUACCCACGUCACACGUGAGUUCUCUAAAUGUGGUGAAAAUGACAGCAAUAUCCCUCACACCCAGCAACAGUAGUGCCCCUCUGAAACAUUCUGCCUCAGUAAACAGUGCUGCAGCGACAACGGAAGAAUCAAGGACCAUUCCACAGAUCAAGAAUGGUUCUGUUGUUUCACUUCAGUCUCCUGGAUCCAGGACCAGCAGCACCGGGGGACCAUCUGCUGUGGAAGUCAAAAUGGAACCUGAGAUGUCAUCAGAUGAGCAUCCCGUACAGUGCCAAGAGAACUCUGAUGGGGCUGACGUGCCCAAAACAACACCUAGUGCCCUCUCAGGGCAGAAAAGUAAUACAGAGGGAGUAGUGCAAAAACCUUCAAAUGAAGGUGUUAAUGAAAUAAAAGCAACUAAGGUCUGUGACCAGAGGACCAAAUGUAAAAAUCGCUGUAAUGAAAUUCUGCCAGGCACUUCAACAGGCAAUAAUCAAAGCACUAUCACUCUCUCAGUUGCCACUCAGAACUUAACUUUCACCAGCACCAGCUCACCAUCUAAUGGUGACUCAAUAAAUAAAGACCCUAAAUUAUGCACUAAAAGUCCAAGAAAGCGGCUGUCUUCUGCAUUGCAAGAGUCCCAGGUGCCUCCUGUAAAGAAACCAAUUGUGGAACAGCUUUCUGCAGUUAUCUCAGAAGGUCAGAAACCAGGCAGUGUUAAGAAGGACCAAAAGGUUCCACAUUCAGGGAAAACGGAAAGUUCAGCAGCAGGUUCUCAGAUUCCUAGCAAGGUAUCAACAAAUGUUAACUCACACGUAGUGGCAAGUCAUCCUCAGCAAGUGAAUUCCUCUGCUCUUGUUACCAGUGAUUUAGCUUCAGAACAGCAAACCACACCAUCAUCAUCUCCAGAUAUAAAAGUAAAGCUUGAAGGCAGUGUCUUUCUCUUGGACAGUGAUUCAAAAUCGCAUGGCAGCUUUAAUCCAAAUGAAUGGCAACAGGUCACUAAGGAUUCUGAGUUUCUAUCUGCCGGCUGUGAACAACAGCAAGAUAUCAGUGUCAUGACAGUUCCUGAGCACUCUGAUAUCAAUGACUUAGAGAAGUCUGUUUGGGAAUUAGAAGGAAUGCCACAGGACACGUAUUCCCAGCAACUACACAGCCAGAUACAAGAAUCUUCUUUGAGUCAAAUGCAAGCACAGUCUUCAGAUCAGUUACCUCUACAGUCCGAACUGAAGGAGUUCGAGCCUUCUGUUUCCCAAGCAAAUGAAAGCUACUUUCCUUUCGAUGAGGAGCUUACACAGGACAGUAUUGUAGAGGAGCUGGUACUCAUGGAGCAGCAGAUGUCAAUGAACAAUUCCCAUGCUUACGGUAACUGUUUGGGAAUGACCCUUCAGAGUCAGUCUGUGACUCCAGGCGCUCCAGCGUCAUCUCACGCCCCCAGCACCCACUUCUAUCACCCCAUCCAUAGCAAUGGCACUCCGAUCCCCACCCCCACCCCGACCCCCACCCCGACCCCGACCCCCACCCCCACCCCCACCCCUACAUCUGAAGUGGUUGCUGGGUCUCAGAGCCUGUCACGGGAGAGCCCUUGCUCCAGGUUGGCCCAGACCACGCCCGUGGAUAGUGCUUUAGGAAGUAGCCGACAUACACCCAUCGGUACUCCCCAUUCUAACUGCAGCAGUAGUGUCCCUCCCAGCCCCGUGGAAUGCAGGAAUCCAUUUGCAUUUACCCCAAUAAGCUCCAGUAUGGCGUAUCAUGACGCCAGCAUUGUCUCAAGUAGUCCUGUGAAACCGAUGCAGAGACCCAUGGCCACACACCCCGACAAAACCAAGCUUGAAUGGAUGAAUAAUGGGUAUAGUGGGGUUGGUAAUUCAUCCGUUUCUGGCCAUGGCAUUCUCCCAAGCUAUCAGGAACUAGUGGAAGACCGUUUCAGGAAACCUCAUGCUUUUGCUGUGCCUGGACAGUCCUACCAGUCUCAAUCCAGACAUCAUGACACUCAUUUUGGUCGUCUGACUCCUGUCUCUCCUGUGCAGCAUCAAGGUGCCACUGUAAGUAACACCAACAAACAGGAGGGCUUUGCGGUCCCUGCCCCUCUUGAUAAUAAAGGAACUAACUCUUCGGCCAGCAGCAACUUCCGGUGCCGAAGCGUGAGCCCUGCUGUUCAUCGCCAACGUAAUCUUAGUGGAAGCACCCUCUACCCGGUAUCUAAUAUCCCCCGAUCUAAUGUGACCCCCUUUGGAAGUCCAGUAACCCCUGAAGUUCAUAUUUUCACAAACGUUCACACGGAUGCAUGUGCCAACAACAUAGCUCAAAGAAGUCAGUCGGUUCCAUUGACAGUCAUGAUGCAAACAGCCUUCCCAAAUGCUCUUCAGAAGCAAACAAACAGUAAAAAAAUAACCAAUGUUUUGUUGAGUAAACUUGAUUCUGACAAUGAUGAUGCAGUGAGAGGUUUGGGCAUGAACAACCUGCCCUCCAAUUAUACAGCCCGGAUGAAUCUCACUCAGAUUUUGGAAACUUCCACUGUCUUUCCUAGUGCCAAUCCGCAGAAUAUGAUCGAUUCCAGCACUUCUAUUUAUGAAUUCCAAGCACCAUCUUACCUCACCAAAAGUAAUAGCACCGAUCAGAUCAGUUUUUCUCCUGGCGAUAAUCAAGCACAAUCAGAAAUUGGAGAGCAACAAUUAGAUUUCAGUAGCACUGUUAAAGACCUGUUGAGUGGAGACAGCUUGCAAACCAACCAGCAGCUGGUAGGUCAGGUAGCAUCUGAUCUCACUAAUCCUGCAUCUGAUUUUUCUAGCGACAUCAGGUUGUCUUCUGAGCUCUCAGGCAGCAUCAAUGAUUUGAACGCUUUAGAUCCAAAUCUACUGUUUGAUCCAGGUCGUCAGCAGGGACAAGAUGAUGAAGCUACACUGGAAGAAUUAAAGAAUGACCCAUUAUUUCAACAAAUUUGCAGUGAAUCCAUGAGCUCUAUGACUUCAUCAGGUUUUGAAUGGAUAGAAAGCAAGGACCACCCUACUGUUGAAAUGUUGGGUUAAAUUGUAUUUUAUAAUAUGUAGCACACUGUAUCGAAAGACAUAUGUAUUGUAUUUGUCUUAAUGGAAGUGCCUCCCGCAGCAGAAACACUUACUAUUAAUUGUGACAUUUUAAGAGUUUGCUGCAGAAGCGGUUUCUUCUUCAGUAGGAAAUGGUUAGACUCGCCUCAGCUCUUAACAAGUUUCUGAAGAGAGUAGGCUGUAGAAAAACAAAUAUUAGGUUUUCAAUUUUAUAAUGUUCCCCAUUUAAUCACAUUGUUUGCUAGUAAGCAAAAGAAUAACCAGCUUUUACGAGAGCAGUCUAGAUCUUUAUUUUGUAUAAGUUUAUUUUAAUUCAUUGGUUGAUCUGCACAGAUUUUAGAGGAAACCAUUGAUUUUAGGUAUAGGAUAUUUUUUGUUGUUGGCAUUAUCAUUUAGAUAUGAAAUCAUAGUUAAGGUGAACUGUAGACAAGAAGGUCUUCCUUGAACAGGGAUAAUAUUCAGGUUAUUAUAAAUAUUUAGGCUUGAAGCAUAGAGCUACUGUAGAAUGAAAAAAAAAUCUCUGUAGGACUUUCUGGGACUUCAGUACCAUUUGCACCUGCAACGAAGGGCUUAAAUAGGAGAAGAUAAUGGAAAAUUAAAUAUUAAUGUAAGGAAAGCAAAAGCUGCGCUAAAAUAUUUAAAAGGAAAAAACUAGUAGCCAUUUAUAUUUGUGACCUUGCAUUAGUCUUCUUUUAAAAUGUUGAUUUUAACAUGGAGCUUACACAGAGACAUGCCCGCACGUGCACACACACACAAACAAAACAAGUACAUAAUUCCAAACAUUGUAAUUUAAUAGAAUAAAUAAAAGCAUGUUAGAAGAAUAUUUUAUGUUUUAUUAUUUGGUAGUUGAGAUAGGGGAAUUUAGAAGGAAACUAAAAGCAUUUUCUUAGUUUCAUCACAGUAUGUCUGCAUGCACAUAUUAAAAUUCUAUUUAAGAUUUAUUUUGAAGGGUUUUAAUUAUAAGUCCUCGAUUUAGUGACUGACUCCUUCACUGCUCCUGAAUAUAGAAAUGCAAUUUGAUCAUGGGAAUCCCUUUGAAAGACAAAUAAGCAGGAGAGAACAUAAAAAACUAAACAGAAAACAUUUCACCACCUGAGGUCUGAAGUCACAAAUCUUUGUAUCUCUGUUAAAACAAAGGGGAUAUCAAUAGUACUUGAAGAAGAGGAGCAUUUUAUAACAUGCUUAAUUUUGAUUUAUUGUGAUAACCACAAUUGCAAAAGAAGCACUCAGGAUUUGUUUUAAAAUGUUUCUCUCUGUGGCUCCCAUUUUGUUUUGUGAAUAAUUAUUUAUGAAUUUCAUGCUGACACAAAUCUUCUCAUUAGUUGACAGCUCCAUUUAAGUGAGCUUCAAGAUCAGUUUCAAAUAGACUUAAAAAUUGCCAUUAUGUUUUUAAGGCUAACAUUAAACCAUUUCUAUGCUACCUUGAGCCUAGCUAAGCUUUCCUUUACCUUAAUUAGUAAGCCAAUCAGAAGACUACAAUCCAUGAAUAUUUAACAAAUGUGAUGAAGGGUUUAAUUUAAUAAGAUUUCAUUGUUCAAUAAAUUUGCAAAGUAGGGUAUUAACAUUUUGAUAAAUAAAUGGUGCUAGGUUUGGCUCAGAGGUUUAUAUAUUGAUAUGUCCUAGUUAUUGGCAUUUGUGUGUGUUUGCUGUUAUCUUGAUUUAAUGAUCUGUUAGAUUUUCUUUCUUGAUGCUAGUUAUUUCUUCACUGUACAUUGAGACACAGCACUACUGCACACCAAAGUAUGCAAUACCCAAAGGAAACUGUGUGAUUUCUUUUAACAAAUGAUGGGAGCCUUUCUACAUGAGAUACUCUGAAAAGGAGAUUUUGAGGCCAUUCUAAUCCCUUGUUUACAUUAUUAACUUCCUACUAAUACAAAAAUAAUGGAAAUCUUUUUUGAUAAAAAUAUAAAGACUGGAGGAUUUUUAACCCCCUGUACAGUAUUGCAGCAAACACUUUAAAUUUGGUUGAAUUCGUCCAGCAAACUUUCUGGGGUUCAUAUAUUGCACUAAAUUUGUUGAACCUGUGGUAGGCACAUCUCUUAGGAUAAAUGCAACCAAUACAGUCCACAGAUUAAACUUUUUAAAUGUGUUUCAUUAUGAAAAGACAAAAUGUCAUCAAAGUGACAGAUAAAAUUGUCUUAUGUAGCAAUGUGCAUUAAUCUCAAUGAGAUAUUUCUAUUUCUUAUUCUCUUACAUGAGAAUAUUACAGCAGGAAAAGUUAAGUUUAGUUUGCUUCACCAUGUUAAUACAUGAUCACAAAAUGUGCAUGAGUGUUAUUGACUUAUCUUGUACAGUACUAGGUAUUCCUGUAACCACUUUUUUUUUUUUCCUUGGCUGUACUGAAACUGGUUCAUUGUUAACCAGACAAGCAUAGUUAUUCACAAGUUAUUUGCUUUUUUAUGUUUACUAAUUCUGCUUAGUUAUUGUUGAAUAUGUUCUUUUCUCAGAUUAUUUUCAUUGUUUUGAUGUUUUAAACAUUUUGCAUACUGUUUAUCAUGAUAAGACUUCAUGAAGUAAAUAAUUUUGCAUAUAAUUGCAAUAAGCACUGACUUUUGAACUGAAAAGAAGGAAAGUGUUUUUUUGUGCAGUGCAUCAGAGGUUCAUAUAACAGUCUUGUACUAUAAUGUGUUUUACUACACCAUAAAUGACAAAAACAAGCCCUGUUUCAUGUUUUCAUUUAGUGCAAAAAUUCAAGAUUUCCCCAGUGUUUUGUUGUCUGUUGUACCUGCUGAAACUACAGUAGUUGAAUAUUGCAGUAGCAUUUCAGUUCUCUUUUUUUAUUGAAAGUGCUCAAAAAUUGUUUUUUAAAUGUUUUCAAAAACAAUUAAAAACAUUUUAUAUUAAA
Molecule: messenger RNA, 7837 nt
Organism: Lagenorhynchus albirostris (white-beaked dolphin)
Lineage: Eukaryota; Metazoa; Chordata; Mammalia; Artiodactyla; Delphinidae
Gene: RFX7
Product: regulatory factor X7
Exons: 4
Coding region: 1357-4974 (1205 amino acids)
Biological process (GO): regulation of transcription by RNA polymerase II
Molecular function (GO): RNA polymerase II cis-regulatory region sequence-specific DNA binding; DNA-binding transcription factor activity, RNA polymerase II-specific
Source: RefSeq, a predicted model, not a curated record